Messenger RNA from Rhipicephalus sanguineus (brown dog tick), 1074 nucleotides. Its product is annotated as lysosomal alpha-mannosidase-like. Gene Ontology annotation, cellular component: lysosome. Lineage: Eukaryota; Metazoa; Arthropoda; Arachnida; Ixodida; Ixodidae. Bases 1 to 1074 code for a protein of 357 amino acids. Gene Ontology annotation, biological process: mannose metabolic process. The record is from RefSeq and is a predicted model, not a curated record. Gene Ontology annotation, molecular function: alpha-mannosidase activity. The transcript has 10 exons.
AUGGGUGAACAAUCACCACCACAACUGCCUAGACCACAGAAGGGGCAAGAAGAGAAGCUCUUCUCACCCACGGUACUGCCCUUGACGGUGGACUGGGUUGACUCCGCGUCCGAAUCCGUCGCUGCGGUAGGAGGGAAGAGCCGGCAAGCAAUGUGGUGCAGCGAUAUCAUCAUCAUCGUGGCGGCCAUAGCCACUUUCCUGGUCACAGCCACAGCGCAGCCAAUGGCAGCCGGUAUGGGGCCGCUUCGCUCAGAGCCACCUGGAGGCUUGGGAGCGAAGCCGAAGCCACGUGGCAGCGAGAUUCACUGCACGUUCAGACUAUGUCCGAAGGCCAAGCCGAACGUGAUCAACAUUCACUUCGUGCCGCACUCGCACAUGGACAUCGCCUCUCACAACACCUUCGAAGUCAACUUGAGAAAGGCGACAGCCAUCUUGAACUCGGUGAGCGGCGAGCUGCUGAAGAACAAGAAGCGCAUGUUCAGUAUGACUGAGAUGGCCUUCUUGAAGAAUUGGUACGAGUCCAGCAGCGAGGUCUUCAGGAUCAUCUUCAGGAAAUUCAUCGCCGAAGGCCGCGUGGAGUUGGUGAGCGGCGGCAUGGUGAUGAACGACGAGGCGAGCACGCACUACUCGGACAUCCUGGACCAGAUGACGCUGGGCAUGCGCUGGAUCAACGCCACCUUCGGCGCAUGCGCGCUUCCCCGCGCCGUCUGGCAGUUGGACCCGUACGGCCACUCCAGGGAGCAGGCGGCUCUCUUCGCACAGAUGGGUUUCGACGGCCUCUUCCUGGGCCGAGUGCAUCACCUGGAGCGACGAUGGAGGGGAAACCAAGACGCCCUAGAGUUCGUGUGGCACGCCGACGAAAAGCUCGAAUGGGAGAUCUUCACCUCCAUUUUGCCCCACCGAUACUCUCCUCCGGGCAUGGUGAACUUCAGGGAAUACUUCCUCACGGAAGAAAAUAAAGCGAACAUCGCUCAUGGCUUCAUCGAAGCUGUAGAAACCGCACCACAGCCCCUCGAUUCUCCGAACGAUGAGUUUCAAGCUGACCCAAUGAAGCAGCUGCGGUGGCGCCUGUAA